CACACCCUUCUCCAAUAUUACUGGCUCCGGGACACGCGCUGCUCCACUGUGAUUGGCUGUUGUACCACUUAGCACGCGCCCUGAUGCUUUGAGACGGGACUUAAUUGCGGCAGCGUUAACAUAUCCCACUAAAUUGCAGUGGGGCGCGUCUUGCCUAGAAAGUUCGUGGGGAAACUCCGCUGCGACGGCAGUGCAGCCGACGGACGCGCUGUGAUGACGUUCUCAACAUGACGUCUGCCACUCUGACAGGGCGAUGUCGCCUCUGUUUAUCGUCCAACUCCUGCUGGGAUGAAUAACAUCUGGACGGACAACCCAACGACUUGUUCCCCACGACAUUGCCCUAAGGGAAACAUGGCGAGCCAGCCGUCCGCCCUGAGGGAAUUUUGCCCACUGCAGGACCUGCUGAACGCCAUCCCGGCAAAAGUUCAGCGCGGCUUCCGCUCGGUGGUGGUCUACCUGACGGCGGUGGACAGCAGCCGCGACUUCGUGGCGGUGGGCAGCAGCAUCGGGAUGUUGUACCUGUACUGCCGCGGCCUGGCGCACAUGAACAAGUACAGCCUGGAGGGGAAGUGCGAAGCCAUCACCGCCGUGAAGCUGCUGAGCUGCUUUGACGACCUGGUGGCCGCGGGAACGGCGUCGGGUCGGGUGGCCGUCUUCCAGCUGGUGUCGCCCCUGCCGGGUCGCAACAAGCAGUUGCGGCGCUUCGACGUGGUGGGCCUCCACAAAGGUACGGUCACGUCUUUGGCGUGGAGCACCAACGGCAUGAAGCUUUUCUCCGGGGACGACAAAGGACGCGUGGUCUUCUCUGCUCUGGACUUGGAUCAGGGUACGUGCACCCCAACGCUGCUGUUGGAGGAACCCGGCGGCGUGGUCCAGCUGGACUACAGUCAGCAGGUUCUGCUGGUGUCCACGCAGCAACGCUCGCUGCUGUACCUCACGCACACGCAGCAGGUCCAGCAGCUCGGCACCAAACCCAGGAAGUGCAACGGCAGGUUCGGAGCCUGCUUCCUGCCGGCUCUUUGCAAGCAAAGCGACCUUCAAGUGUUUGCCGCCCGCCCGGGACUCAGACUCUGGAGGUCCGACGUCUCGGGUCACGUGAUCGACACCAGACUGCUCAAAGCCGUCUUCGAUACUCAGAUUCCCCACUUUGAGAUAUUCCCUCGUUCCGGUCCGGCGGGGGCGUACCGUCCGGCCGAGCGUCAGCUGGGUCUGCUCAGCUGCUUCCUGAAGGAGGGUUGGAUCCUCAGCUGGAACGAAUACAGCAUCUACGUGCUGGACUGCGUCAGCCAGGUACUGGUGGGGGCCUUGGAGAGCGGCGGGGAUAUUGUGUCGCUGUCCUGCUGCGACAACGAGAUCUUCGUCCUGAAGGGAGACCGAGAUCUCAUCCGACUGUCCGACAGUCCGGAGGCAGCGUGCGGCGUCUCCCCUUCGGCCUCUCGCUUCCCCGCGCGUCUGUCCUCGCCGUUGAUGCCGCAAGCCGCCGUCAUGGCGCCGACGGGUUGCGUGGAAACGGCUCAGCCGAUCAGGACCCUGGCCGUCGUCGCGGAAGGGGGCGGGAGGUGCGCCGAGGAGGGCGAAGAGGAAGAGGAGGAAGCUGAGGAAGCGCAAGAGAAGGAGAAGGAGAAGGAGAAGGACGAGGGCAUCGGCAUCCUGACCAGCUGCUCGCGAAGCCGAAGCAGCUCCGUGACUUCCUGGGACAGUCUCCGUGGAAACGCCUCCAGCGACGCCGACUGCCGCCGCUACAGCGCCCCCUUGGGGCAGGAGGAGGUGUGGCAGGAGCUGGUGGUGAAAGCCGUUAAGGUGAAGAAGAAGAAGCGGCAACGACAAGACAGCGGCAGUGGGAAUCGUCUGUCCGAGAGCAGCUGCUCGGAGGCGACCUUUCCGGUCCGAGAUCGCAGCUGCAGCGACGGGGGCGGCGCAGCGUCCGUGGCGGACUUGGACCCCCCAAAACAGGACACUCGGAUGGAGGUCGGCGAUGGAAAUGAGGAGGAGGCUGAAGAUCAGGAGAGAGAGCAUUCCAGCGGGCGGACCCCGCAGGGCGCGGAGAAGGAGGCGGUGCCCCUCGCCCCGGAUGUGGACGUCCUGCUGGAGUGCACCUUCUCCUACGUGCGGAAUGAGCGGGACGACCCCCUCCUCGGACCUCCGACGCAAGCGGAGGGCGGCGAGGACGACGACUCGGCGCCACCUGCGGGCGUGAUGGACCAGACUUCGGAUUCUGGACUGACGAAGCCCAGCGUGUCUAGCGAUGACGAGGAGGGCGACAUCUACCGCCACGCUCUGCCCCGUGUGGGCGGUGGCAAUGUGGAACAACGCAGCAACACUCACCGCCAAGAGGCCGACGGAGAAGCGUCGCAGCGGGACGGUCGGGACGGACGUGGGCGCGAAGCUGAGCAGUUGGCCGAAAGCUGGAUGGGGUACUCCGGACCCGGAUGCGGAAUACUGAGUCUUCAUGUGACGGACAGGCACGUGUGGUGUUUGGACUUCCGAGGGGGGCUCUUCUGCAGCCCUCUGCCCGAAAGCAGCCUCCAGUGGCAGCGCUUCGAGGACAACAUCCACCAGGCGGCGCUCUCUCCCUCAGGCAACCUGCUGUGGAAGGUGGAGCAGAAGAGCUUGACGGCGUUCGCCUGCGCCAAAGUGGCGGCGGCGCCAGGCAAGCGUCACUGGUACAAGGCGGCGGAGCAGACGGCCUUCGUGGCCCUCAGCGACGACUCGGCCUGGAUCAUCAGGACCAACGGAGAUCUGUACUUACAGACCGGUCUGAGCGCGGAGCGUCCGUGCGCCCGCUCGGUGAAGGUGGACACGCCCUGCGUGUUCAGUCAGGUGUGCGUGCGAGGGGGCGUGGCCUGGGCCCUGAGCGAGCACAACGCUUUGUUCUACAGGGAAGGACUCCACAGCUUCAGCUGCCUCGGAGACACCUGGAAGUACGACACCGUCAGCGAGGCUCAGGGCGUGGAGCUCAUGUGCGUCACGCUGGGGGACGGCGGCACAGCCUGGGCGCUGGACAUCAGCGGGAGACUCUUCUUCAGAACCGGAGUCUCCUCGGAACGGCCGCAGGGGGACGAUGACCACUGGUGGCAGGUCAGCAUAUCCGACUACGUGGUGUUCGAUCAAGGCAGCUUGUUCCAGACGCUCCUGAACGCCACGCAGAGCGUCGCCACGGUAACCAGGGCGCCGAUGGAGCGGGUGGUGGCCUUCCUGUCUCAGUACUCGCAACGCCAGCCCUGCCUUCUGAGCGCCAACGCGGGCGGCGUUUGGGUGGCGUCCGGACAUAACCAGCUGCACUUGGCCCGGGGCAGCCUGGUGGGAACUUUCUGGCAGAACCUGGUCCCCAGAGGGACCGUGGCGGCCACCAGGUGGAGCUCCGUCACCUCUUCGUCCGUGCCCCACAAAGAGGGUGCCUUCCUGUGGUUGGCUCAGAGCAAGAAGGAUCUCUUCUGCGUGUGGGACCAUGAUGGAGAACUCCGCCCGUCCACGGUCCCGCUGCCACCCGAUGUGGAGCUGAGCCAGGUGUCUGCUUGCCGCGACGCCCUGUGGGGACUGGACUCCCACGGCCGGGUUUCCAUCCGCACGCUGUCUCCGUCCUGUCCCUGCGGCCUCCACUGGACGCCGCUGGACCUCAGUCAGCUGGGAAGUGUACGUCUGGUGAGCGUCAGCUGCGGCAUCCAGAACGUUUGGGCUGUGGACAAUCGAGGACUGGUCUACUUCCGAGUUGGAACCCAACCGCUGAACCCUAACAUGAUGCUUCCCGCUUGGAUUCACAUAGAACCACCUGAGCAGCCUGUUGGAGUUCAGCUGGUCAGUAUUGAGACGAGUCCAAACGAUCGUCUUCUGUGGGCGUUGGACAACAGAGGCGCCGUCUUUGUGAGGACGGGACUCAGUGAUGAGAUGCCGGUCGGGACAAAUUGGGACCUGGUACCAGGUCUGAGCGUCAGUCAGCUGGUUCUGAGUUGUCGGACAGUUUGGGUCCGAUGCGUCAAUGGAGACUUGGCCCGACGUUACGGCGUCUCUGAUAGAAACCCGGCUGGAGACUACUGGAAGAAGAUUCCGGGAAAUGCCAACUGGUUGACUGUCACUCCAGACGACGAGCUUUGGGCGGUGACUGCGCUUGGCGGACUGGCCCGUCGGAUGACAAAGCUCCUCCCACCAACCCCCCGUCACCCCGCCCCCUUCGGGAAAACGGCCGGUGACGACGUCGACGACGGGUGGGAGCUCCUCUGAUGCCGUCCGUUGUGGAAUUCUGUACAAUAGCUGAAACUUCUUUUAAGCGCUUCCCAUGAAAUGAGCCUGAUGUGGCCCAACUGCGACUUGCUGUUACGACAAUAACUGAGAGAUGUCUUGAACUCGCUCAAGCGGUUUGCAAACUGCUCGAACGGGUGUGCAAGAUCAAAGCGAUAUCCAGUACAGCCAGGAAGAGGAUGACUUCUUUCAUGCAGAUGCUUCUUUUAUCAGGGAUUUGAGCGGAAAAACUCUUGGGUGCACGAGAAAUUCUACUCCUGAGGAUGUACCCCUGGUUGUACUCUGCGUACGUGUAAAUACUCCCGCCACACUCUGAGGGACUAAGAUUCACCUGGACUCUCGCAGGUGCUGUGGACAGCAGUGGAUUGAUGGACUCAAGUGAUCUCCGGUGCUCUCAGGCGAACAAGGAAUGAGACUUCCACCCUAAGAUGAACUGUGUCCAAUACACUUUAUGCAGACUUCAAGAGACUGAACUUACCUUGAAUCCACUCGAUAGACCCACCUGGACUCCAGUGAAUUGGGCAAAUAGGGACUAUCCCACCUGAGCAAGCUCCCUAUGACCUACCUUCGUAGACUAUGUAUACACACAUACGUAGACUGGUACGUGGUAGACUUUGGGGGAGACUCUGGGCAUUGGUGGAUGAUGAUGAUGGACUUGAGUUUCUACUGGACUGCAUUCACACAUGCUAAAUUAACUGAACUCGUUUGAGCUCGACUGCAUACUGGCAGACUUUGGUAGAAUCUCAAGUGGACUCGUGCAAAUGCUCUGGACAUCAGUAGACUCUGAAGAACUCUCAUGAGGUUUAGUGCUACUCGGUUCAAGAACCCCUGCAGGAACAAGCGUGCUCCCACCUGGAUGAGCUUCCCAUGAUGGACUCUAUAAACCACAUACGGUGGACUACAUUGUGACUUCGGCACACUUCACUCACCACGCAAGCUUUGAUAGAUUCUAGUGGACUUAACCAAACUCUUGGAAUGAGCUCCACUUUAUUGCACACUGGAUGUUUUAAGUGUUGGCUCGGACGCGGAACCUGGGAAUUGAUGUCGUUCUGCUACGUGAUGAUCGGUUAAAGACGUAUCCAUGAACUCAGAAGCUGCUCAGCAUAGAAUCACUUCAGUGCCCUUGACUUUAUUACACAACCAAAACACGGUUAUGUGUAUGGGCUCACGGUUCGGACUCGAGGAUCAUAAGACUGUUUACGCCAUCACGUACAUGUUUUGGUCUCUUUUCAUAGUAACAGAAAGUCCAGUCCCAGGUUGCCACGUGGCUCCAGGAAAGUGGCCGGCUGCUUCAUUUCACUCGAGACAGACUAGACUAGACUAGACUUAAAGUGGAGACAGUCUGAAGCAGUCGAAGACUGCAAAAACCGACCCAACAUGUCCCGAGGACUACAAGCGCCAACUUCAGCAAACAUGACUAACGAUGGAGCCACUGUAAAAAAAACUUUGGAAUGAUUCUGGUAGACUUGCUGCACUUUACUGUAUAUUUCAGGUUCUGUGUCGGAGCCGGAACUGAUGUCACCCUGCCGUGCGUUGAUGGGUCGUAAACUAACGCGUAAAUGUAAUAAACACAGA
Molecule: messenger RNA, 5811 nt
Organism: Syngnathoides biaculeatus (alligator pipefish)
Lineage: Eukaryota; Metazoa; Chordata; Actinopteri; Syngnathiformes; Syngnathidae
Gene: tecpr2
Product: tectonin beta-propeller repeat containing 2
Exons: 26
Coding region: 289-4218 (1309 amino acids)
Molecular function (GO): protein binding
Source: RefSeq, a predicted model, not a curated record